CUAUAAAUUCGAAGCUACUGAGACUGCAAAUACAGAGAAAACCCGAUCGAAGAGUAACAAGGCGAAUAUUUAUUCAGUGAGAGGAGAUCGAAGAGCUGCUAGUCGAUGAUGAGGAAGUGGACGAUCCCUUCCGUGCUGUUCCUCGUGUGCCUCCUCUUUCUGCUUCCGGAUCAAGGUAGGAAGUUGCAUGCAAAUGCAGAAGGUGAUUCAGAUGACCUGGUGAAUCCACCAAAGGUUGAGGACAAGAUUGGUGCUGUUCCAAAUGGUUUAUCCACUGAUUCUGAAGUCGCCAAGAGGGAAGCUGAGUCAAUCUCAAAGAAAUCCCUCCGUAGUAAUGCAGAGAAGUUUGAGUUCCAGGCUGAGGUGUCUCGGCUUAUGGACAUCAUUAUCAACUCACUUUACAGCAAUAAAGAUAUAUUCUUGAGGGAGUUAAUCUCCAAUGCCUCUGAUGCGCUGGAUAAGAUUAGGUUCCUGUCACUCACAGAUAAGGAGAUUUUGGGUGAAGGUGAUGAUGCUAAGCUCGAAAUUCAGAUUAAAUUAGACAAAGCAAACAAGGUUCUAUCCAUUCGUGAUAGAGGUAUAGGUAUGACUAAGGAGGAUUUGAUCAAGAACUUGGGUACCAUAGCUAAGUCUGGAACUUCAGCUUUCGUUGAGAAAAUGCAGGCAAGUGGAGACUUUAAUCUCAUUGGCCAGUUUGGUGUUGGAUUCUACUCAGUCUAUCUUGUUGCUGACUAUGUUGAAGUCAUUAGCAAAAAUAACGAUGAUAUACAGUAUGUUUGGGAAUCAAAGGCUGAUGGCGCAUUUGCAGUUUCUGAGGAUACAUGGAAUGAACCACUUGGGCGUGGAACUGAAAUCAGAUUGCAUCUUAGAGAGGAAGCUGGGGAAUAUUUGGAGGAGAGCAAACUGAAGGAAUUGGUGAAGAGAUACUCUGAGUUCAUCAACUUUCCUAUAAACCUCUGGGCAAGCAAAGAGGUUGAUGUGGAGGUUCCUACAGAUGAAGAUGAGUCAAGUGAUGAAGAGGAAACAACUGAAACCUCUGAGGAAGAAAAAGAAGAUGAAGAGAAAGAGGAAGAUGAAGAAGGGGAGAAAAAACCAAAGACAAAGAAAGUGAAGGAAACAACUUAUGAGUGGGAGCUUUUGAAUGACGUGAAAGCUAUAUGGUUACGAAAUCCAAAGGAGGUGACAGAUGAAGAGUACACGAAAUUCUACCAUUCUUUAGCAAAGGACUUCGGCGAUGAGAAACCCAUGGGAUGGAGUCACUUUAAUGCUGAAGGUGAUGUCGAGUUUAAGGCUGUAAUAUUUGUGCCUCCUAAGGCUCCUCAUGAUUUAUACGAAAGCUACUAUAACGCGAACAAAUCAAAUUUGAAGUUGUAUGUCAGACGUGUGUUCAUCUCAGAUGAAUUUGAUGAGCUUUUACCCAAGUACCUAAACUUCUUGAAGGGUCUUGUUGAUUCUGACACCUUACCACUAAAUGUAUCUCGAGAAAUGCUUCAACAACAUAGCAGCUUGAAAACAAUCAAGAAGAAACUCAUUCGAAAGGCCCUUGAUAUGAUUCGCAAGAUUGCUGAGGAGGACCCUGAGGAAUCCAAUGACAAGAAAGAUGUUGAAGAAUUGAGUGAAGAAGAUGAGAAGAAAGGUCAAUAUACAAAGUUCUGGAAUGAGUUUGGAAAAUCCAUUAAACUUGGCAUAAUUGAGGAUGCAGCCAACAGAAACCGCUUGGCGAAACUUCUCAGAUUCGAGAGCACGAGGUCUGGAGGCAAAUUAACUUCCCUAGAUCAGUACAUCUCAAGGAUGAAAUCAGGGCAGAAGGACAUAUUCUACAUUACAGGAACCAGCAAGGAGCAGUUGGAGAAGUCUCCAUUCCUUGAGAGGCUUACCAAGAAAAAUUAUGAGGUUAUUUUCUUCACGGAUCCUGUGGACGAGUACCUGAUGCAAUACUUGAUGGAUUACGAAGACAGGAAAUUCCAGAACGUGUCGAAGGAGGGCCUGAAACUUGGCAAGGACUCAAAAGACAAGGAAUUGAAGGAGUCAUUCAAGGACUUGACCAAAUGGUGGAAGACUACCCUUGCCAGUGAGAAUGUGGAUGAUGUGAAGAUAAGCAACCGUUUGGCUGACACCCCUUGUGUAGUUGUGACGUCAAAGUUUGGCUGGAGUGCUAAUAUGGAAAGGAUCAUGCAAUCGCAAACUUUAUCAGAUGCCAACAAGCAAGCAUACAUGAAAGGCAAGAGGGUGCUUGAAAUCAAUCCAAGGCAUCCAAUUAUCAAGGAGCUCCGGGAAAGAGUAGUAAAGGAUGCUGAGGACUCGAGCGUGAAGCAAACAGCGCAACUCAUCUACCAAACAGCGCUGAUGGAAAGUGGCUUCACCCUAAAUGAUCCCAAGGACUUUGCCUCCCGUAUCUAUGACUCGGUUAAGAGUAGCCUAAGCAUAAGCCCUGACGCAGCAGUUGAGGAGGAAGAUUAUUCAGAAGAAGUCGAGAUUGAGUCAGAGAAGAAGGACGAAACAUCUAGUUCCAAGCCUGAAGCUGAUGAAGACACAGAAGAACCCUCUGAUUUCAAGGAUGAGCUGUAGUAGAUUAUUCAAAUCAACGGGUAACUUUUUCUUGCAUCAAGGAGUAUUUUUCUUGUUUCUAGUCUUUUGGAGAGACAAUUAGAACUACUGAAGAAGAUUCGCCCGAGUGCUGAAUCAUAGAAAACUGUAACAUAACCACUAGAAAUUUUGCCUCUCUGCAUUUUGUUUUACUAGAAGUUCAGUGGACCUGUGUUUAUGUUACUUACGCAAAGCAUUGCUGUUUCUAUCUCAUCUUUUGCAACCCUCA
Messenger RNA from Rhododendron vialii, 2815 nucleotides. RefSeq names its product endoplasmin homolog. The transcript is spliced from 15 exons. Gene Ontology annotation, biological process: protein folding. The record is from RefSeq and is a predicted model, not a curated record. Lineage: Eukaryota; Viridiplantae; Streptophyta; Magnoliopsida; Ericales; Ericaceae. Gene Ontology annotation, molecular function: ATP-dependent protein folding chaperone; ATP hydrolysis activity; ATP binding. Bases 106 to 2568 code for a protein of 820 amino acids.